CAGGGAAAUGCUUGUGUGAAAUAGAUUCUGGAGGAUGUUGCGCCUUCUGCAGAGAUUAUAUCGAUUUUCCAUCAACGUGAGGAGUUUCAGCUCGAGCUAGUCGCGACACGCGACGACACAGCGAAGUGUGGCAUAAAACAGCGAUGGAGACCGUACCCGUAGCCAGCGCCGCAGUACCAGUCGGUGUACCCCAGUCGUCAGACAGCAGCAGCAGCGGCGGCAGCUGUAGUUCGACGAAAAAUAACAACACUUCCACAAGCAUUGACGUUCGGGACUGUACGACGGAGGGGCUUUCCGCUCUCCUCGAUGCGACCACCCUGAACGGCGGAAACCAUCACAAUAGCUGUUAUUAUAACGAUGCCCAUAACAAUCACGUGAGCGAUUGCUGUAGCUUGGCGGCUACGAGUAAACGUACAGCGCCGCAAACGCCCACUACUAAUGCCACUGCUACUUCUCAGUCCAAAUCGGUAGAAUGCGUGAACUUGCGUCCCCAGUCUGCUGUGGUGCCAUGUGCUCCGACAACUAGCCGAACAAAUAGUGGACUCGCCGAGCAUCGAGAGCAUCAACAACAUCAGGCGCAUAACGAUGGCACAACCUUCACAACCAUUACUGACACCACGACGGAGUCGACAACAGCGUUAACAGCAGGCAAUGAUGGUCCCACAAGUAUUCCGCCGCCGUACCCUACGAUGCCGUUCCGCGUCGACGGUAUUACGUACAUAGCGUAUGAAUCCGAGUUGCAGAUGCCAGCGAUGAUGGAGCUCUUCCAAAAGGACUUGUCCGAGCCGUACUCGAUCUACACUUACCGGUACUUUAUCCACAACUGGCCAAAGCUGUGUUUUCUUGCCAUGGACGGUGAUAAGUGCGUUGGUGCAAUCGUGUGUAAGCUAGAUGCGCACAAGAAACGCGACUCGACCGCGGCAGCGGACGCUGUUGGGGGCAGUCAACAAAGCGGCAGCGCGCACUCCCGAGUGCAGAUGAGAGGCUAUAUCGCCAUGUUGGCCGUCGAGGCGGACUAUCGCAAGCGGAAGAUCGCCUCCAAUCUUGUCUUGACAGCAAUUCGAGCGAUGGUCGCUAAUCGGGCUGAUGAAGUUGUUUUGGAAACCGAAAUUACAAAUCAACCUGCGUUGCGCCUAUACGAGAAUUUGGGUUUUGUACGUGAUAAAAGGUUGUUUCGAUACUACCUCAAUGGGGUGGACGCAUUUAGACUUAAGUUAUGGUUGCGUUGACCGGUCAUGUCGGGACAGGAAAAGCAUCAUAUGGGGUAGAGUAAUGGGAAAAAUUACGAUUAAGGAAAAUAGGCCCGAUGCAAGAUGCAAAAAAGGGGACAUUGUCAACGAGAGUUGAGCCCAAGAAACGAGUUGAGCAUGUUAACUAAUGAUGGAAAAGAGCGAGCUGAGGAACGACUGGAUGCCUAGUUAGUAUGUUAGUAUGUUUGUUGUUGGGAAUUGCCCGUUUACAGAUUGAGACCCAGCGGGCUGAGCAUGCGUGUCGUUCAGGUGUAUGUAAUGUAGGUAAGGGUAAAACUAACGUAACUGUGCAGUAAGAAGGGACAUAGAUGGGAGAGUGCAAGAUUAAGGGGGGAAGUAAGAAGGCUAGCUAAUACGAACGUGUUGGCAAGACUGAAAUCGAAUAAGAGAACAGAAAGUCGCACGUGGAAGCGUAUCUUGAAAAUGACGGAAGAGAUGGCGAACUGGUACGCAGUUUCUGUAGAAGAAGAAUGAGCUGGUACUAUCUGUAGAAUACGAGUAUGACAUGACUAGUAACACGGAGAGAGUAUAGUGGGCGACUGCUGGUUAUAACGACAAAAAUGGAAAAACAAAGAAACAAAUGAAUAAAAUGGUAAAGCUCAGAAAAUAACAAUGGUACGGAUUGAAUGAUGUAAGUGAACAACGAUGGAGGGAGCAAAGGGAAAAGAGCUGUAAAUAAAUAUUUAUACCUUAAUUUAUAAUGAAACGGACUACUGCACAUCCAGUGUAUGUGUGCUUAUUUUCAUUUAGAUAGAUAAGCGCCCAGCAGAUACAUAAACGAUGAUAGAUAAACUAGUUGUUUCUCACCUGUAGUAGAGGAAGUCAGAUGUACGAUGUAUGCUCGUGUACUAAGCUCGAAGGUAACAUUUCGCUGCACCGCUAAGAAAAACACAUUUUCCGAGGAAAAGACCUCUACUCUAAAAAUAUACGUGAUGCAUUCGAGUUCUAUUCACUUCGGUAUUUAAUGGCUCCCCCUUACGUAAUUAUUAAGCAAAAUAUUAAAAAAAAACUAUCGGACGUACACUAAAAAGUACGUAUGGAAAGAAAAUGUUCCCAUCUCGUUAAAAAAAACGAAAUUUUUCUUUAUGGGCUCGCCU
Messenger RNA from Varroa destructor (honeybee mite), 2347 nucleotides. Its product is annotated as iron-sulfur cluster assembly 2 homolog, mitochondrial-like. Gene Ontology annotation, molecular function: 2 iron, 2 sulfur cluster binding; protein-N-terminal amino-acid acetyltransferase activity; iron ion binding. NCBI's taxonomy places the organism in Eukaryota, Metazoa, Arthropoda, Arachnida, Mesostigmata, Varroidae. The record is from RefSeq and is a predicted model, not a curated record. Gene Ontology annotation, cellular component: NatC complex; mitochondrion. Gene Ontology annotation, biological process: iron-sulfur cluster assembly; N-terminal peptidyl-methionine acetylation.